Rubroshorea leprosula is the source of this 3402-nucleotide messenger RNA. The record is from the annotation of a GenBank genome assembly. NCBI's taxonomy places the organism in Eukaryota, Viridiplantae, Streptophyta, Magnoliopsida, Malvales, Dipterocarpaceae.
UCGGAGCAAUGGAGCAUAUCUUUUGAGUGGAAAAAGCAGAAUUGCCACUCGUCUCUCUCACUUUGAUUUUGUUCAUAUCGGUUUCUACAGGGAGAAGGAUUAAGACUGAGCUUGACAAUGGAAUCCAACGAAUUCGAACAUCUCCCAAUUCUCUGAUCCCGAUACCUUUAAUUCCUUUCAGUUCCUGCACAAAUUAAAUAUCGGGUCCUUUAGAAUACUGGGUCUUUUUUCAGAAUUUUCUUUGGUUGGAAUUGGGUACAUAUCCGGUUAGUUACUGGUGGUUGAAGAAAUGGAGUUUUAUGUUGCAUUUUGCUGCGUUUUUCUGUUGUAUUAUCAGGAACGCUGUUUUGGGUUGUGAUAGUUGCUAGAUUUUGGUGAGGGAGGGGGUGUCAGCUAUGGGAUUUUUGCUGGUUUUUUCAAAGGGGCCACCGAGGAAAAGAAGAGCAGGGCUAAGAAUUAAACAAGCGGGGCGGGGAUCCUACAGAGGUAGUUAGGGUAAAUUGUAGACAUAAUUUGGGUUUUUUUUAGUGUAAUAUAUACUUCUGUGAUUUAGUUGGAACGAUUGAAGAUGGGUACUACUGCUUUGAGACAGUUGUUGAAGAGUCUGUGCAGCAAUUCACCUUGGAAAUAUGCAGUGCUUUGGAAGCUUAGGCAUUGGAGCCCGUUGAUUUUGACCUGGGAAGAUGGGUAUUGUGUUUACCCUGGACCAAGAGAACCAGUCGAAAGCAUGUCAUAUGGCAUCUAUUCUAAUCACGCCAGUGACAUAAUUUCUUCCUGUUGUGAAUCUAACUUCCUUGAUGGUGGUCUUGGUGGUUAUCCGAUUGGAUUACUUGUAGCUAAUAUGUCAAAUCUCCAGUAUGCAUGGGGUGAAGGGGUUAUUGGUAAAGUAGCGCAGACAGGGAAGCAUUGCUGGGUUUCCUAUGAUGAUAUUUUGGGCAAAGAUGACUCUAGGUUAUUUGCUCAGUGUCCAGAGGAAUGGCUACUUCAGUUCAUGUCAGGAAUCAAGAUUAUUGUGCUUAUACCUGUGCUUCCAUAUGGAGUUCUGCAGCUUGGUUCUUUGGAGAUGGUUCCUGAAGAUCUAGCAGUCAUUUCUUAUGUCAAAGAUAGAUUUACACAUCACACUGCUGGAGGAAAUACCACAUCUUUAUCCUUCAACAGGAAUGUUCAGGCUCAAUCAUUAUCGCCAUUAAUAAGUAGCCUUGUAGAGAAGUUGGAUGAAUCAUCGACUACAUCCACUAGUCCACAUAAAUCUGAAGAUUCCAGGGCUGUUGACAGUGUCAAACCAAACAGUGUUAGACUGCUAACUUCAGAUCAGGUUGUAACGCUGCUAGAUUUUCAGAAUCCACCUCUGUUCACUGGACAAAAUCUGACUGAGAAUCUUGUAAGUGCUAGUGAACCUAAUUUUGGUAGCAGAGAAGUAUCCUCACCACCAAGCCAGUCAAUGAAGGCUAGCCAGCCAGAGAUGGAGAGCAAACUGUUUGGUAUGUCGUGUCUUGAAGAAGACUUACUGAUGUAUCUUGCAUCUAACAAUUACAGUCUUGAUGAGUAUGGAGAUUUUCUCACUGGAAUUAUGAACUCUAACCAUACUAAAGAUUUUGCGGAAGAACCUUUUGGGGAAAAAAAUAUUAAUGAUGUGGAUCUUGAAGCUUGGAGCAGCUUCUUUAGCUUUCCCAAACACUGUGAAUUACACAAAGCACUUGGCCCAGCUUUUCAAAAACAGAGCAAUGAAUAUUUAUGUGACUUGUCUACCUUAGGUGAGGAUGCACACAGCAAAGCUACACACCGAGAUCUUGCUGGUGGCAUUGAACCCUCAUCAUCAAUUAAAGGAGAUGAUGCAGAAUACCUGUUGCAAGCUGUGGUUGCUAACAGAUAUAGUGGCACAGAGGACACUUCUUCUAAUGAAUCCAGUGGAGUCAAGUCAUCCAUAGCAUCAACAGGGCAUAAAGCUGUGACUUCUCGAUCUCCAAGAUCAAGGAUGGAAGUACAUCCCACUCAUCAAGCUAUAUCUGCAUUUGUCUCCAAGGCCAAAAAUGAUUUUAAUGCUGCAUCUUCGCCUUCUUUGAAUAGCACAGUGAGCACACUAAUUGAUGGAGAGCAGCUUCAAAAUGGAAACCAUCAUACGCAACCCAGAAAAGGCACAAAACCACCUAAUAUCAGCAAAAGAAGGACCAGACCUGCUGAUAGCCAAAGGCCAAGACCAAGGGACAGACAGCUGAUCCAGGAUCGGGUUAAAGAGCUAAGGGACCUUGUGCCAAAUGGAGCAAAGUGUAGCAUUGACGGUCUUCUGGAUCAAACCAUAAAACACAUGCUGUAUUUAAGAAGCAUGACAAACCAGGCUGAAAAAUUGAGACAGUGGGUACAUCAGGAGGUGGCUGGGCGCAAGAAUUUGAGAUCACUUGAAACCAAAGAUGGACACCAAAAGGGGACUAGUUGGGCUUUCGAAAUUGGUGGUGAAAUGCAAGUUUGUCCCAUUGUUGUGGAAGAUCUUCCAUACCCGGGUCACUUGCUCAUAGAGAUGCUGUGCAGCGAGCAGGGAAUGUUCUUGGAAAUUGCACAAGUGAUUCGAAGUUUCAAUUUGACAAUCCUGAAAGGUGUGAUGGAAAGCUCUGAGAACAAUACAUGGGCUCAUUUCAUUGUUGAGGCCUCUAGAGGAUUUCACAGAUUGGAUAUCUUUUGGCCUCUGAUGCAGCUUUUGCAACGGCGAAGAAAUCCAGUUUCCAGCAAGAUAUCAUGUGCUGUGAGAUAAGAUGGAUUGGCAUGAUCUUUGAUGAAAACCUGGAAUUGCACAUUCAUAAUCACAUAUAUCAUUGCAUUGCUAGGCGGUGUAAUAACAGACCUACUAGACAUCUAAUGUAGCAGUAGCAGCACUCAUUGUCUGUGUAUAGAGUUUAAUGAAGCUUUCAUCGUGAUGUGAAAUUAGUUGCUAAAAGAAUUCAGCACAUGCUUACAUGCAUAUGCACAGAACUUUGUGUACACUGAAUAUCCAGAGAUGAAUAAUGCAUUGUGGACUCUUGAGCUGUCAGACAUCCUCAUUUUACCGAAAUUGUCACCCCUUGUCAAAAGAAUUUGGGACUCAGGGAGGUGUUUCUGCCAGUAGUAACGUAUGCCACCAACCACACGCAACAUCUUUUGGCAGGCAACCUUCAAUGGGAACUUGGGAAGGAACAUUACGGUCAAUUGUAUCACCUAGACCAAGCUGGAGGCAAAGAAGAAUUUUCAAUUAAUCUAUGGCCCGGAAUGGCAAUAUCAAAUCGGAAGGUGAGGAAGUCAUACCUGCCCAUACUUGUUCCAUCCCCAGCUAAGUACUCCGCCAUCAUCUUGAAUGUGAAAACAAGAUGCAUUGUCAAAGAAAAUAUCAAAAAAAUGUUCUUAAGUCUAAGGCAUUAAAUAUUUUAACCCUUU